GUCACUCGCUCAUCCUCUCCGUCUCCCUCCGUCUCCCUCCUCCUUCGUCUCCUCCCCCUGUUCUCUCUUCUCUGCACAAAUGGCUGCCCAGGCGACGUUCAAGAGCAUCAAGGCCGUUGUGCCCCUCCUCGACCGCGUCCUCGUCCGCCGCUUCAAGCCUGAGACGAAAACCGCGAGCGGCGUGUACCUGCCGUCGUCCGCGACGAACAGCCCGCUCCCGGAGGCGACCGUCAUCGCGACCGGGCCUGGCGCCCCCGACAAGACGGGCACGGUGCGCCCGACGAUCGUGCAGGCGGGCGACCGGGUGUUGCUGCCUGGCUGGGGCGGGAACCCGAUCAAGGUUGGGGACGAGGAGUACUUCUUGUUCCGCGACUCGGAGAUCCUCGCGAAGAUCCAGGAGUGAGCGGGUGCGCGGCGUGUGUGACGUGGACAUUUAGUUUGCGUCCGCGGUCGAGUGCGCUGGCGGUAGAGGUUAUGGGGGUAGUCGGCUGAGGGACACGAGUGGAGGGAAGGGGCGGGCGUUCGUAUGGCAUAAAAGUUCGCUAUCAUCUGCAUCCUAUCACCGAGCUAAUCAUCGCGUUCCGAGUUUUCUGCAUUGUGCUAUGGGGUCCUGUUGCAAUCACAUAAUCGUCCUCCCUGCUCUC
Molecule: messenger RNA, 644 nt
Organism: Trametes versicolor FP-101664 SS1
Lineage: Eukaryota; Fungi; Basidiomycota; Agaricomycetes; Polyporales; Polyporaceae
Product: hsp10-like protein
Exons: 4
Coding region: 80-403 (107 amino acids)
Cellular component (GO): mitochondrial matrix
Molecular function (GO): protein folding chaperone; ATP binding; protein-folding chaperone binding
Source: RefSeq, a predicted model, not a curated record